Molecule: messenger RNA, 2247 nt
Organism: Amphimedon queenslandica
Lineage: Eukaryota; Metazoa; Porifera; Demospongiae; Haplosclerida; Niphatidae
Exons: 2
Coding region: 88-822 (244 amino acids)
Source: RefSeq, a predicted model, not a curated record
UGAUCUAAUAAUUAAUUUUACUGUUAUACUUGCAACUUUGGUGCUGUUUGCUUCCUGGCAGCUUGCAUUUGCCCUAGCUUUGUGAAAAUGGAAGGAGAGAGUUUUGGUGAUUUUGAAAUUGAAGUAGAAAGUGAAAUAUCUGACGAGUUUUUGGUUAUUUUAGUAUUUGGAAGGAAGUAUCCUGUUCCUAUAAGUGAGCAAACUCUUGAAGUGGCAUGGAAAGUCUUCAUUCUUCCAACAAAUGGGAAAGUCAAUUUCAUGUUUCCACAUAAGAGUAAAGUUGGAGCAUUUUAUUUUCAUGGAGAGUCUCAAGGGAUUGCUGGCCCACUGGAUGCAAAAAUAGGGUCUACUUGGAUUGCAAUGUCAUCUGCAGAUGAAGGAUCACUCAUGUUAACUGAGUCUGGAAGUAGUCAAAGUGAUACUCAUUCUGGUUAUGUGGUGUGUAAUCAAGAGCCAUUAUCUGGUGAAGGCUGUAUAAUUUAUGCUGUUUUAUAUAAAGAGGAAUCUGUUAGGCCUAUUUUGAGCAAGAAAUGUCGCGUUGGAAAUGUGGUUGCUUUGAAACCAAUUAAUAAUCUGUACAUUUGUGUUAUGAUACCAAGCUACAGUGCUACAUGCAAUGAGUUUUUGGAUUAUGUGCAUGGUUCAAAAAAGGUUUCUGUGGGAGCUGCAGAAAUCAAUGAAGUCAAGGAGCUUCUACCUGACUGCGAGUUCACUCCAAUAUUUGAGCUUAAUUUAUCAAAGUACUGUGGUCAUGUCAAAAUUAAUAUUAAAGUACAAGAAAAAAAUGGGGGAAAAAUUGAGCUCAUUCCAUCUCCCGCCUAGUCAGGUUGGAUUGACUAUCUCCCUCUAGAUUAGAUUUAAUAUAAUGUAAUACAAUUAUUUCAAACUUUCAAUACCAUAAUUUAACAAGAAAAUCGACAUAUAAGUCAAUAUUUCCAACAAAGUCAUGUGACACUAAUAGAUUGCUAGAGUGAGAAUUCAAGAGACAAAAUUGCUUAUCUUUUAAAACUGCUUUCUUUUCAGACCAUACGAAAUAUGGUUCAUAUUUGUCAAGUGAAGCCAUAACAGGAAUAACGUCAAACAGAGGUUGCUCUUUAUUUUUAUGAGUUGACUCCCAUAAUAACUGCAAUUCAACUACAUGUGAGAAUGCUCCGAAUUGUUUUAAAUGAUGGGAACUAACAAUAAGUGGUCUCAUCUUUGCAGUUUCAGUAGUAAUUAGAAACUUUUUAAUCUUUGGAAACAUAUCUUCAACAAAUACUUGACAUGCUGAUUCAAUAUCACAUGCUACAUUAAAUUGAUUUUUAAGUAGAGUGCCUUUACCAGGUUCAAGUGCACCAAACAUACCAUAAAGGUUAGUAACCUUCAGUCUGAGAACUUCUGAGUCGAACAAUUGUGGCACUGCUGUUGUUGGACCACCAAUGUACACAAUAAUCUCCCGACAGCUUUUUCGUAAGAUUUCACAUUUUAGAUUAUCUAGAGGAAUUAAAUGAAAAUAUCUCAAAAUUGAUAAGAACUCUCUUUCCCGUCUGCCUUUAGACAUUUCAUUGUAUUUUGAGACAAGUUCUUCAUAUUGUUCUGGAGAUAAUAUUUCUCCUUCGUCACAUCCAUUCAAUGUGAUCAAGUCCUUUCGGUCAUACAAGAAAUCCCAAUCAUGAACAGCAUCUGACAGAGGAGCACACGGAGCAAUGCCACCAUUAUAAAGUUUUAUUUGAUGCCCAAUGUUGCACUUAUCAAAGUAAGUACUUAAUCUAGCAGCAGAAUCUUCCAAUAACCUUUCACUAUGGUUUAUCACAAACUUUUCGUGACCGUGGCGUUCAUAAAUAUUCGAUUUAUAUUUUCCUAUAUGGAAAUCCACCGGUCUACCUGUUAAGAUUAUGUGCAAACAACUUGGUUGGAGGUGUUUAAGCAAGGCUAACGCUGCUGCUGGAUUAUCCGGAUCGGGUGCAUCUAUAAACAGAAGGAUAACGGGUUGUUUAGCACUGUUUCGAUGGUGCUUUAGAUAGAAAAGGACCAAAACAGAGAGCAGAAAUAAAGAGAAACAGAAGAUAGCAGUUAACAUCAUGUUACUUUUUAGGCGGGGCAUGGGUGUGGUCAGCAUAAAUCAAUAUGCAAUAUCAACACAAGAAUUUCACACAAUGACGAUGAUGAUUGGAUACCUUUACUACUUGUCUUUAUUGGCUUUGGCAAUUUGUUACACUGAAAGACGCUCUCUUGAUUUUCCUUUCUCUAGAGAAACUGAUCCGAUGA